This is a messenger RNA of Ascochyta rabiei, 1006 nucleotides long. Its product is annotated as BAR domain-containing protein. Bases 1 to 957 code for a protein of 318 amino acids. Gene Ontology annotation, molecular function: protein binding. The record is from RefSeq and is a predicted model, not a curated record. Gene Ontology annotation, cellular component: cytoplasm. Lineage: Eukaryota; Fungi; Ascomycota; Dothideomycetes; Pleosporales; Didymellaceae. The transcript has 5 exons.
AUGGAUAACCUUGGCAAGAUCUCGGCUUUCGGAAAGAGCUUCGGUGCUUCCUUCACACCCUUCGCUGCCAGAACACAGCAGUAUGUCAAGGAGCAGCUUGGUCAGGCCGAGGAGAAGACCCAGCUCCCCCCAGACUACAUCGAGCUCGAAAAGCGCGUCGAUGCGCUGAAGAAGGUGCACACGACCAUGCUCCAGGUCACCUCGCAAUACUCCAACGAAGCCUAUGACUACCCUGCCAACCUCCGCGAGUCCUUCAACGAUCUUGGGCGCACCGUUUCAGAGAAGGUCAACCUCCUGUCGAGCGCGACCUCCCCCGCAGAGGCUCAGGCCGCCCUCACUGCGCCUCCUUCCGCAAAGCCCCAGCCCAAGACGUUCAGCCAUGCCGUUGCUCGCGCGUCCCUCAAUAGCUCGCACAUGCUUACCGCCGAGCAGUCCGGCUCUAGCGAGGACCCCCUGGCUACUGCCCUCGAGAAGUAUGCCAUCGCCAGUGAGAAGGUUGGAGAGGCGCGUCUGGCACAGGACGCCCAAAUUCAGAGCAGGUUUCUGGCUGGCUGGAGCACAACCCUCAACACCAAUAUUCAGUUCGCAACACGUGCUCGCAAGCAGGUCGAGAACUCGAGACUGAGCCUGGAUGCCACCAAGGCCAACGCCAAGGGUGGUGCUUUCACUCUGCCCGGUCAGGCGGGUCGCAAGAACGGCACUGGCGAGGAGGACUUGAGCGAGGAGGCUCGUGCUAAGAUCGAGCAGGCUGAGGAUGAGUUUGUUGGCCAGACGGAGGAAGCCGUUGGUGUCAUGAAGAACGUCCUGGACACACCCGAGCCUCUUCGUAACCUCGCCGACCUCGUCGGCGCCCAGCUCGAAUAUCACAAGAAGGCAUACGAGAUCCUAGCGGAAUUGGUACCGAUUAUUGAGCAACUGCAGGUUGAGCAGGAGCAAAAGUACCGCAACCCCCACUGAUCGGUUCGUUUUAUAGGCCGGCUACCGCAAGGCUCGUGAGGGAGCUUAA